AUGGCUUCCCCGGCCAAUCCUUGCGUGCACGUACUCUCCCAACUUUCAGCAUCGACGGACGUCCGCAGCGACCCCGAGCCCAGAAUCCCCACAAAGCCCAAAUCCACCACCUUUAGACACCCAGGCUAUCCCGAUGGCCACGAUGUCAUGUUUAGUCUACAAGCCCUUGACCGUGUGAUAGUUUCCAGCCAACCGCAAUCCGAUGAAGUACCUGUUUGGGGCAUCCAUCACCGGACCGCUGUCCAGGCUUGUUCAAUUGUUGCCUGCAAUGUGUCAGGUGUUUUGUCAUCAUGUAGGCUGGAUGCCGAUGUCCCGGCCCCUGCCACUGAUAUUCCACCUGACGCCGUCCUGACAGCCCCGCGUACUGACUUUGAAAAUUGGCGGUUCCCACAUACCAAUAUUCCGCCGAAAUGGCUUGUUAUGGAGUCGGAUGAAUUUGAGGGGAGUCCUCCUGCACCACGAACGCGAUUGGUUUGA
Molecule: messenger RNA, 477 nt
Organism: Morchella importuna
Lineage: Eukaryota; Fungi; Ascomycota; Pezizomycetes; Pezizales; Morchellaceae
Exons: 5
Coding region: 1-477 (158 amino acids)
Source: RefSeq, a predicted model, not a curated record